This is a messenger RNA of Esox lucius (northern pike), 1216 nucleotides long. RefSeq names its product SREK1-interacting protein 1 (gene srek1ip1). The transcript has 5 exons. The record is from RefSeq and is a predicted model, not a curated record. Gene Ontology annotation, molecular function: nucleic acid binding; zinc ion binding. NCBI's taxonomy places the organism in Eukaryota, Metazoa, Chordata, Actinopteri, Esociformes, Esocidae. The coding region runs from base 196 to 666 and encodes 156 amino acids.
UCAAGUAAUGCGUACAAUCUGUUUCCUCGAAGUUCGUUUUACUAAAGACGCUCAGGGGUAAUUAACCAGUUGCUGUUUCAUACCGGAGCUAUUUUGUAGAGGACCCACGGGGAACGUCGAAAGUGGUUCGAUUUUUAUCAACGCAGUAGCUAAGGACCAGGAUUUACAAAGUGUUUUUCGCUAUAACUUGUUAAAAUGGCUGCACCAGGUCCCAAUAAGGACAACAUCAGAGCUGGCUGCAAGAAAUGUGGUUACCCUGGCCACCUGACAUUCGAGUGUCGUAACUUUGUUCGUGUGGACCCCCGAAAAGACAUUGUCCUGGACGUCAGCAGCACAAGCAGUGAGGAGAGUUCGGAGGACGAGCCAGAACAUCUGAGUAACGAUAAGCUAGGCAGAGGAGGAAAAGACUCAAAAGGUUCCCAUGAGGACUCCCGAAAAGCAAAACACAAGAGGAGGAAAAGUAAAGAUAGAAAGUCUGACAGAAAGAGGUCUUAUUCAUCAAGUGAUGAUGAGGAGAGCAAGAAGAGAAAAAAACACAAACUCCACAAGAAAAAAGGCAAAAAGGAAAAGAAAGAAAAAAAGCAACGUCAUCAUAAGAAAAAGCAGAAGAAGAAACAUGAAUCGUCAUCGUCUGACAGCUCCACUGGAACCUCUGACACUGAUUGAGAAUAUUGAAUGUUAAAGGACAGAUUUUCUGAGUUUUCUCACCUGUCCUUCUACAGAGGACAUAAACUAAGACAACAUUUUAGUUUAACACACUUUACUAUGAUAAUUUUCCUUUUGCUUUAAAAUGUAUAUAUUCUAUGUUUUAUGUCCUAUGGAAAGUUGUAGGUGCAGAUACUGAUUAUAUCGUACCUUCGUGUUUCACAAAUUCCAGGGUCAUUAAUAAUGCUGGUUAAAAUUUGCCUCUGCUACAAAUGAAAUAAUGGACCCACAUUAACUGUUACUUGUGUGACUGGUAAUGGCUGAAGUUUAUUUUUGAUUGAGUUUUUAAUUAAAGGUAAUUCUAUAGAUAGGAAGCCUGUAGAUUAUCUGAUUCAUUAGCAAAACACCUGAAAUUUCCAAGUGUUCAUCUUUGUAGGUAGCAGAAUUUGAAAGGCAUAUUUUAUAAGCACGUCCUUUCUGUAUUUUCCAUUUGUAGGAAGGCCGGGGGUAAUGCUUCCUGAUUUUAAUAUCAUCGUUUUUGUAGAAAACUGUAAUAAAAUAUUAUUACAUU